Messenger RNA from Spea bombifrons (plains spadefoot toad), 2152 nucleotides. RefSeq names its product calpain 10 (gene CAPN10). The record is from RefSeq and is a predicted model, not a curated record. Gene Ontology annotation, cellular component: cytoplasm. Gene Ontology annotation, biological process: proteolysis. Gene Ontology annotation, molecular function: calcium-dependent cysteine-type endopeptidase activity. The transcript has 12 exons. NCBI's taxonomy places the organism in Eukaryota, Metazoa, Chordata, Amphibia, Anura, Pelobatidae. The coding region runs from base 7 to 1968 and encodes 653 amino acids.
AACACGAUGAUGAAUCCCCAAUAUAAUCUUCCAGGUGUCAUGCGGCCCAUGUCUUCUAAAUUGUUUGUGGACUCUGCGUUUCCUGCCAGUGUUUCCUCUCUGGUGCGUGGCCGUGGCACUCCACUCUCGUCUCUCUGCGACAGCAUUACAUGGCUGAGACCACAGGAAAUCUGUACUUCCCCACGAUUAUUUCCAGAAAAUCCAAGAGAUGGUUUGGGUAAACAGGGGAUUCUGGGUGACUGCUGGUUUAUAUGCGCCUGCUCAGCACUGCAAAAACAUGAAAGACUUCUCAAUCAGGUAUUUCCUAUUAGUCAGCCGAUUUGGACUGAUCCUCGGUACUUGGGCCAGUUUACUUGCCGGUUUUGGCAUUUUGGGCGUUGGGUGGAAGUGACCAUUGAUGACAGAUUACCAUGUCUGGGACACAAGCUAUGCUUCUCUCAUUGCCAUGACCAGGAUUCAUUUUGGCUACCUCUGCUUGAGAAGGCAUAUGCCAAACUACAUGGCUGCUAUGAGGCUCUUUGGGCAGGGCAGGUGGCAGAUGCCUUGGUGGAUUUGACAGGAGGACUGGUUGAAAGGUGGCCUUUAGGAGUGGGAGAGGACAGUAACCAGGAACAGAUGUUCAACAGGAUGCUUGAGCUGAAAGAUACAUGUUCACUGAGCUGUUCUGUACUCCACUGCAGAGAAGGAGCUGCAGAGUUGGGUGAAUUCCAUGCUUUCACAAUCACAGAUAUCAAAUGGGUUGUAACAAAUGGAAGUCAGAAACUCUUGAUGCUUCGUGUUCACAACCCUUGGGGGAGAAGCACAUGGGGUGGAUACUGGGGCAAAAGUGGUGAAGGAUGGUGUGUGAUAUGCCCUGAAGUCAGUUCCCAACUCCAGUCUCAGAUACAAGAAGGGGAAUUUUGGGUGGAAAAAACUGAAUUUAUGCAGGAAUUUAAUGAAGUCACAGUUGGGUUCCCUGUCAGUGAAGACGGUUACGUUCUUAGUAUUUGGACAGAUUUCCCUCUGAUCUACACCCAGCAAAUGUAUGGUUCUUGGGUUAAGGGUCAGAGUGCUGGUGGAUCCCGUAACAAUGCCAGCUUUUCCAAUAACCCCAAAUUUUGGCUGCGGGUGAGAGAACAUAGUGAGGUGUAUCUGGUGCUGAUGCAAAGGCCACAUCAUGUUUCACAAGCAAUUCCUAAAAUCGGUGGUGUUCCACAGAAAGAAACCGAGCCAAACAAAGAUACUCUCCAUGCUGUGGGACUCCAUGUCUGGAAGGUAGAGAAACGAAAGUUUAAUCUGAAAAAAACCCUCUUAUCCCCUCCAGUGGUUGGGACCUCUUCUCAUUCAUAUGAUCGGCAGUUUCACCUGCACUGUGACUUGUCGCCAGGAUAUCACCUUCUCGUUCCUAGCACUUUCCUCAGAGAUACAGAGGGAAACUUUCUAUUGCGGGUCGUGUCUACUGGUCAGGUCACUCUCAGUGAGAUGGUUCCUGCACAUCCUGUGGUUCCAGUCCGUGAAGAUGUGACCCAAGGGAACUGGGAUAUCUUAAAAAUACAGGGGGAGUGGAAGAAGGGUAAGAGUUCUGGUGGCAGCAGGAACUUUCCUUCUUACCAUCUGAAUCCAUCUCUUCCUUUCAAUGUACCAAGUGGAUGCCGGGUAGUGAGAGUGACUCUGCAGCAGCAUUGUCAGGAGGAUAAAUGCCUCGCAAUUGGGUUCCAUGUGUACAAGGUCCCAAAUGAUAAGCAUGUGUCCCUACUUUCUGGGAAGCCAUGUGCAAGUUGUGUACCUCACUGUCACUCUCUGGAAGUGUCCCAGUCCUAUGCCCUAACCCCUGGGCAGUACAUUCUUGUGCCUUCCACAUAUCUACCAGACCAGGAAUCUGGCUUCACUGUGACCAUCUCUACAAAGAUCGACAGGAAACCAAUUCAGAGCCAAGAAACACUGGGACCAAUCCUGAAAGAGGUCUGUGUUGUAACUGUGAUGAAGUAGGAAACUAAAUAUAUGUUCACCUUGCCUGUAUUGGUGCUAUCUAUCCUCUGUACAGCCGAAUAACUGAAUUCUAUGCAUAUAUGUGAGUUGUCACGCAUAUUUAUGUGGGUUUGUGACAUUUGUACAUUUGCAACAUGUUAGUAUAAUUUCUAUGAAAUAAAGUAAAUUAUGUAUUUUUGCAAAA